AUGAAGGAAUCAGUGAUAAUUAGCAAUGCUGCAGCUCGUGAUGUAUUUUGGAGCUGGGUUAUGAGUCAAUUGAGCAAUGAAGUGACACCAGAUGCUGUCACAGCAGCUGACGUGCGGGGAGUUUUCAAGCUGCAGAUGAUGAACAAGCAACGGGCUGGUGUUUUAGAGUCGCCACACAGACAUUGGGAACACAAGAACACUGCAAGUGGCCAAAAUUCUUUCAAGGCGAUCUCUUCCAGUUUCGUAGAACCGAUGGUCGCGCCAUUGAAUUCAAUCAAUGACACCGAAUUUCAACCAGGUUACAGUCAAAAUACCGUCCCGAUACAAUUCUCGAAACGUAGGCUGAGGGAAUAUAAAUCCGGUAACUAA
Molecule: messenger RNA, 369 nt
Organism: Paracoccidioides brasiliensis Pb18
Exons: 2
Coding region: 1-369 (122 amino acids)
Source: RefSeq, a predicted model, not a curated record